ACGGGUAAUCGCGGAGAAGAGGGGAGGGUGAAGUUCAAGCGAAAACAGGACAGCGGUCGAUCAGUGUUCUGGACUCCGGGCUGCCGUGCACAUCCAACUCCAUUAUGAACUCAAUCGAUCGCUGUUCCACCACCGCUGUAAGUCUGAGAGGGCGGCGGGCCCUGUGACCGCAUCGCGGGCGAUGGCGCUCCGGGUCUGACCAGGAAGUCUCGCGAGAUUAGAAAUCGGCGCACAGGAGCGGGGGCAGAAGCCAUAGCGUUAGCUGGAGAGAGGCCGUGAGAGGGACCAGAGGCCGGUGGCGCCGGCAGAGCAGACUUUGGGGAAUCAGGUCGCCCACCAGAAGCACCGUUCUCCCCCCAGAGGACCUCUGUGGUGAAACCAUAGCUCAGCAGAGGUAAACCCCAGAGUUCUCCGUACUCUUCAGGGAUGAGUCAUGUGGCAGAGGAAGAUGAGCUUGGGCUGGACCAGCAGUUGGCUGGCCUAGACCUGACGUCUCCAGACAGCCAGAGCGGGGCAAGCACAGCCAGCAAAGGGCGCUACAUCCCUCCUCACCUGCGGAACAGGGAGGCUACGAAAGCGUCCUACGACAAAGACAGCUCACGGUGGAGUAAAGACAAGGAUGCCUACAGCAGCUUUGGUUCCCGCAGUGACACGAGAGCCAAGUCGAGUUUCUUCAGCGACCGCGGAAGUGGCUCCAGAGGAAGGUUUGAUGACCGCGGGCGGAGUGACUAUGAGGGCGUUGGCAGCCGUGGAGGUAGAAGUGGCUUUGGCAAAUUUGAGCGGGGCGGGAACAGUCGCUGGUGUGACAAAGCAGACGAGGAUGACUGGUCUAAACCACUCCCACCAAGCGAACGCUUGGAACAGGAGCUCUUUUCUGGAGGCAAUACUGGGAUUAACUUUGAGAAAUAUGAUGACAUUCCAGUUGAAGCGACAGGGAAUAACUGCCCUCCACAUAUUGAAAGUUUCAGCGACGUCGAGAUGGGAGAAAUUAUUAUGGGAAACAUCGAGCUCACUCGUUAUACACGCCCAACUCCGGUACAAAAGCAUGCUAUUCCUAUUAUCAAGGAGAAAAGAGACUUGAUGGCUUGUGCUCAAACAGGGUCUGGAAAAACGGCAGCUUUUCUUCUACCUAUCUUGAGUCAGAUCUAUACAGAUGGUCCAGGUGAGGCUUUGAGGGCCAUGAAGGAGAAUGGAAAGUAUGGGCGUCGCAAACAGUAUCCGAUCUCCUUGGUUUUGGCUCCGACCAGAGAAUUGGCAGUGCAGAUCUAUGAGGAGGCCAGGAAAUUCUCAUACCGAUCUCGAGUUCGACCUUGUGUGGUUUAUGGUGGAGCUGAUAUUGGGCAGCAGAUUCGAGACUUGGAACGUGGCUGUCACUUGUUAGUAGCUACUCCAGGACGGCUAGUGGACAUGAUGGAGAGAGGAAAGAUCGGACUGGACUUCUGCAAAUACUUGGUGUUAGACGAAGCGGAUCGAAUGUUGGACAUGGGCUUUGAGCCUCAGAUACGAAGAAUAGUUGAACAAGACACCAUGCCUCCAAAAGGUGUCCGUCACACUAUGAUGUUUAGCGCUACUUUUCCUAAGGAAAUACAGAUGCUGGCUCGGGAUUUCUUGGAUGAAUAUAUCUUUCUGGCCGUAGGAAGAGUCGGAUCUACUUCUGAGAACAUCACACAGAAAGUUGUGUGGGUGGAAGAAGCAGACAAGCGGUCAUUUCUGCUUGACCUCCUGAAUGCGACAGGCAAGGAUUCCCUGAUAUUGGUGUUCGUGGAAACCAAAAAGGGUGCAGAUUCUCUGGAGGAUUUCUUAUACCAUGAAGGAUAUGCUUGUACCAGUAUUCAUGGAGACCGAUCUCAGCGAGAUAGGGAAGAGGCCCUUCACCAAUUCCGAUCAGGAAAAAGUCCAAUUCUCGUGGCUACAGCAGUAGCAGCAAGAGGACUGGAUAUUUCCAAUGUGAAACAUGUCAUCAAUUUCGACUUGCCUAGUGACAUCGAAGAAUAUGUGCAUCGAAUUGGCCGUACAGGUCGUGUUGGAAACCUUGGCCUUGCCACCUCAUUCUUCAACGAGAGGAACAUAAAUAUUACCAAAGAUUUAUUGGAUCUUCUUGUUGAAGCAAAACAAGAAGUGCCAUCUUGGCUAGAAAACAUGGCUUUUGAACAUCAUUACAAGGGUGGCAGUCGUGGACGGUCCAAGAGCAGAUUUAGUGGAGGAUUUGGUGCUAGAGACUAUCGACAAAGUAGCGGUGCCAGCAGUUCCAGCUUCAGCAGUGGCCGUGCUAGCAACAGUCGCAGUGGUGGAGGCAGCCAUGGCAGCAGCAGAGGGUUUGGUGGAGGUAGCUAUGGAGGCUUUUACAAUAGUGAUGGAUAUGGAGGAAAUUAUAGCUCCCAGGGGGUUGACUGGUGGGGUAACUGAGCCAGCUUUGCCAUAGGUCACUCUAUCAAAUACAGAAACCACCACAUGCAACUUUGCCAGACUAUACCUUGUAUAGCUUCAAGAACUCACAGCACAUUGCCGCCCGUGAUUCCCCUCUGAAUACGUUUUAAGGGAGCUUAAAGUGAGAAGAAGAAAGGGACAAUCCAGAAGCCCCGUUCAGAAGGUGGUUUAAAGACUUGAUUGUUGUAGUUUGGAUUAACUCUCCUCUUACUCCCCCAUCCUACUCUGCAUUUAUAACUUCAUGAGUAAGGAUCAUUUGUUUGUUAAUGUGCUGUACCUUACUUUAGACAACUUUUAUUCUGAUGUCCCGUUGGCUCAGUAAUGCUUAAGAUAUCAAAUUUUUUUAACAAAAUAAAUUUUCUGAACUUGGGCUAAGAAAACGAAGAAAGGGACAGGUAUUUAUUAUGGGAAUGGGACUGUCCUUAAGUAUUCCUUAGGUACUCUGAGAAAGGCAGGGGUGAGGCCCAGGAUGAAGGAUGGCAUUUCGGAAAUGUAUAACAGCCCAGGGGUUCAAGAGUAGUUAUGGUUGAAAUACCUGUUUAAGUGUACAGUUCUAGUUGCUAAACUUAGCACGACCAGGAAAUGCAAUGGCAUUUUUAUUUUCCUGUGUACUUUAAUCCUUUGUUAGUAGUCAUCCUCAGUGAAAUGUAGUGGCAGCCUUUGGGAGUCACUAGUCAGUAUUCAUGCUUAGUACCGUGACAUAGAGGAUCUAAACAGCUCCAAAUAAAUGGUAUCAAGAAACC
This is a messenger RNA of Rattus norvegicus (Norway rat), 3170 nucleotides long. It is a transcript of the gene Ddx3, whose product is annotated as DEAD-box helicase 3. The coding region runs from base 427 to 2406 and encodes 659 amino acids. The record is from RefSeq and is marked provisional. The transcript has a single exon. Gene Ontology annotation, molecular function: nucleic acid binding; ATP binding; nucleotide binding. NCBI's taxonomy places the organism in Eukaryota, Metazoa, Chordata, Mammalia, Rodentia, Muridae.